Messenger RNA from Arabidopsis lyrata subsp. lyrata, 1279 nucleotides. Its product is annotated as pectinesterase inhibitor 12. Gene Ontology annotation, molecular function: enzyme inhibitor activity. The record is from RefSeq and is a predicted model, not a curated record. Lineage: Eukaryota; Viridiplantae; Streptophyta; Magnoliopsida; Brassicales; Brassicaceae.
GUAACGCAUGACAUGAGUCAUCUAAAAAAAGCAUGUCUUUGAAUAGCAGUCUCAUGUUAUAAGAUUUUUCUUUGCUUAUAAAUUAGAUCUCAAAGUUACUAAAGUGUUCUUUAAUCUAUUCUAUCCAGUGUUGUGAUUUCCCAACAAAAAUAAAGCAAUGAAGGUCUUCAUUCGCCUUGUUGUAUUCUUUCUCCUCCUCAAUGGUUUCAUGGCCAAUAGAGUAGCAGAUUCUCUUAUUCAAAAAUCUUGCAAGGAAAAUUCAAGAAUAUAUGCGGAACCAUACACCUACAAAUUUUGUAUUACAUCUAUCAAAGAGAAUCCAGAGAGCCAAAAAGUAAGAAAUGUAGAUGAACUGACUGUGGUAUGUACGAAUAGCGCAAUAUCAAACCUAACAAAAGUGAAAGGAAUUGUAGAGAAUAUUUUAAACGAGAAAAAGUAUAAGAAUAAGUUGAGUCAUACGUUCUUACGGGAGUGCCUCAAGCUUUAUUCUGAGGGCUAUGAGUUGUUAAUCUCAGCUAUGAAAUACCUCAAAACACGGGAUUACGAGAAAUUUAUAGGAAAUAUGGAUAUGGCAAAAGGUAAACCAAAGGCUUGUGAAAUGAAAUUCAACGAUGACAAUCACCAAAUAUCUCCGGUGAAGAAAGAGAACAUCGUUCUCUUCGACAUGAUCAACAUUCCCUAUUAUUUUUGUUUCAAUGCUCAUAUUAACGGCUAGGUUGUAGCAAAGCAAUUGGUUACACUGUAACGUUUAAUGAAUAUAGUGCUGCACAGAACUAGUAGUCCAAUAUUUUUGGAUGUGUCUAUUUCAUGUAGUUUUUUGUUAAUGUAGAAAAUGUCUAUUUCCUCCCCAUCCCCCAAUUUUGCCCAAUCUUCUCUAUUUACUAUAUAAAACUUGAGUUUCCUCUCUCUUCUGAGGCCAUCUACGUCAUCUUUAAAAUCUAAAGUUGUGAUCCAAUGAAAAAAAUAUAGAAACCAAUGAAAACAUCAUAUCAUUAUCAUCUUUAAUUACUUGUCAUUCGUUGCAUUCGUGACAAUAUACCUUACCAGUGUUAAAAACGAGAGCAUUAAGAAUAAGCCUUGAUAUAUCGUUCAGAAAAUUUCCAAACAACGAAAACAUUACUAGAACACCAAAUUAGGACCCAGAAUAAUGAAGCAAUAAUACAAUAUAGCAAAGGAAGAAUUGACUCGCGGUUUCUAGAUAAGUCAAUAAGAUCUUAAACAUGUUAGCAAAAUUUUCCUCAGAAUUUGUCGAAGUAUGUAUCUCUUUUGUUUUCAGUGA